Cryptotermes secundus is the source of this 1087-nucleotide messenger RNA. RefSeq names its product probable RNA polymerase II nuclear localization protein SLC7A6OS (gene fs(2)ltoPP43). The record is from RefSeq and is a predicted model, not a curated record. The coding region runs from base 56 to 997 and encodes 313 amino acids. NCBI's taxonomy places the organism in Eukaryota, Metazoa, Arthropoda, Insecta, Blattodea, Kalotermitidae. The transcript has 6 exons. Gene Ontology annotation, biological process: developmental process.
UAUCUUAAAUAGUCAGCACAUCUAACCGUUUGUAACAGUGUGGUGUUGUUGAAAUAUGGCUGCUGUUGUAAGGUUAAAACGUCGUGCCGAUGAGCAACCUCUUGAAGGAUUGGUGCUUACUUGUAAGAAGAGAAAGUCAGAAGAUGAUGAAAUUCAAAUCACACCAGUGUUUAAGUUUGCGGGGACCGUAAAAAAUCGGGAAGAUGUGGCAUCACAUAUUGGUAAAAUCCUGACACAAAAUAGAAAUAAACGUGGAAGGAGAAACAAACCUGAUGUGACUGGAAAGUUGCGAAGAGAAAUGAGACAUCUGGCACAAGAAAACAGACUUAAGGUUGUGAACUGCUUCCGAGCUUUGAAGGAUUUGGAUGCGUUUGAAACCGAAAAGGAAACUGAAGUUUCUAAUGAAGAUGAAAUACCUUUUACUGUUCUUGAUGUUGUUAGUGGACAAGAAAGUAAUCCAGUGUCUUCACAAUCACAGCCAGAGCUAGCUCCUGGCGGUGACAACAGGCCAGAUGCAGGAUAUGUGUAUGAUCUGUACUACACCAGCGUGGCAGGGAGUGAAGGGCUUGUUGACCUGGACAACCUGAGUGUUCACCCACUUUCACAGUCAUACUGGGAGUAUCAAGAUCCUGAAGAUUCAAGUGACAUGUCACCUGAAGAAGAGGAUGAAGAUUCCAAUGAUGAGAACAACUGGCGCAAUGACUAUCCUGAUUCAGAUCACAGUCUUUCUAUAGAUGACAUGAGAAUGACUAUGCAGAUGGGGGACUUGAAUCUCAGUGAGGGAGAGGAACUGUCAAGUGAUGAUUCAGAUGAAGAUCUCAUAUAUGGAACAAGUGUGGAUCCACAAGAUGUGGCACUGUAUGGGGAGGGAUAUGCACGUUAUAAGGCACGUAUGAAGCUUGAAAUGUUUGACGAGGAGGAGUCUGAAGAUGAUGUGAAUGAUAGGGAGUGUAGCAGUGAUGAAGAGGAAGAUGAUCCUGCAAGGAGAUUCAUGUAGUGUGUACAUAUCUUGGUAUGCUUGUUUUUCAAAGAUAAUAGGUAUAGCUCUGUAAAUAUAUUCUGAAGAAGUAAAAAUAUUUUAACUGUC